AUGUGCCUCGACAAACGGCCUCUGGAUCCUGACCUCCCCGACCGAGCCAGCCCGCAGAAAGCAGACAUGGCGAAUACGACUGCCGAUGCGACGAACCCAAAGACUAUAGAGACUCAGGCCAUGAUCACAGCCUUGAAAGGAACGGCCAUUCGGGUCCCAAACCUCUACGGCAUUCUCAAGGGGUGGCCGGUGAAGGCCAACAUCAAUUACAAGCGUCUCAUUCCCGUCAUCGAAAGUACUUUUGACCGACUCGUCAAGCCGUCUCAGCUGCGGGAGAAGUACCGGAAGGCCAAUUAUGCCCGCUUCGUCAGUCUAUACUACCCUCAUCCUAAAUGGGACCAAGUUCGGAUCCUGGCGCUUUACAUUAUUUGGUUGUUCUGCUGGGACGACGCCAUCGAUCAGCAGGGAACCGGUGACUUAAGCAACGACAUACUCCACGCCAAGGCUCAUCGAGACAACACCAUCAGAGUGCUUGAGCAUUUCCUUGGCCUUGCCCCUCCCAAGACCAAAUUAAGCGUUGAGCUUCAAAAUGCCAAUCCUGAGUUGAAGAUGAUUGGAGACAAGCUACAGAUGGGCUACUCUCUUGAACAGAGACAGACGUUCAUGACCCAGAUGCGGCGCUACAUCGACAACUGCCACGAGGAACAGAAAAUGCGUCUCCAGGGCACACUUCCUGACAUUGAGUCGUAUUCCGAGCUUCGACAUGGCACGGCUGCGGUCUGGACUCUGUGCGCUCUAAUCGAGUAUGGUCUAUCGGACAACAUUCCAGAGGAUAUCCGGCACAUGGGGCAGAUCCAAACCAUAUGGUCAGAGACAAGCAGGGCCAUUUGGAUCACAAAUGACAUUCUUUCUCUCCGGAAAGAGAUUCCUAAGGAAGGCAGCGAGAGCAUUGUGAAUGCCAUCCCCAUACUUAUGAAGCACAAGGGUAUAUCCCCUCAGCAGGCUGUCGAUGACCUCCUUGCUGAGCUGGCUACCUCAGUGACGGUCUUUGAGGAGGCAGCUGGUAUUUUAGAGCAGUCGGCUGGCAAGGGAGGGCAGGAGUUAAUGAAGACCUACUGCGACGCAUGUCGUUGCAUGGUCACUGGAUCCAUCCAGUUCACAUUGGAAUCCUCCCGCUACAAACUGGAGGGCUGCUUGAAUGAGGACGGUUCCUUGGACAUUUUGCUUUGA
Messenger RNA from Colletotrichum higginsianum IMI 349063, 1170 nucleotides. RefSeq names its product Terpene synthase family protein. The transcript has 8 exons. The record is from RefSeq and is a predicted model, not a curated record. Bases 1 to 1170 code for a protein of 389 amino acids. Lineage: Eukaryota; Fungi; Ascomycota; Sordariomycetes; Glomerellales; Glomerellaceae.